AUGAAGAUAACAGGGGCCGUUCUGCUCUUCGCUCUGGCACUUUGCUGCUUCUACUCAGAUGCUGCUGGCCAGGCUGGUAAGGGUUUCUGCAGCGAGUACAAGGAGCCUCCAGAAAUAUGCACCAUGGAGUACUUCCCUAUCUGUGGCACUGAUGGGAAAACAUACGGCAACAAAUGCUUCUUUUGCGCAGCAGUCUAUGAAAACCUUGGAAGUCUUUGCUUUGAGCAUUAUGAAGAAUGCGAGUCACAUGAGGAAGCCAAACAAAAAGGUGACCUUUAG
Mauremys reevesii (Reeves's turtle) is the source of this 279-nucleotide messenger RNA. RefSeq names its product ovomucoid-like. The coding region runs from base 1 to 279 and encodes 92 amino acids. The transcript has 4 exons. The record is from RefSeq and is a predicted model, not a curated record. NCBI's taxonomy places the organism in Eukaryota, Metazoa, Chordata, Testudines, Geoemydidae. Gene Ontology annotation, molecular function: serine-type endopeptidase inhibitor activity; protein binding.